Sungouiella intermedia is the source of this 1263-nucleotide messenger RNA. The record is from the annotation of a GenBank genome assembly. Lineage: Eukaryota; Fungi; Ascomycota; Pichiomycetes; Serinales; Metschnikowiaceae.
AUGUUGAGAACAUUGGCCUGCUCAAUCCGCCUGGCCAGACGCUUGUCAGUGUCGCCUCACUCGCUUGCAGCACUGGUGUUUAGAAUGCCUGCCAUGUCGCCUACAAUGACCGAGGGAGGCAUUGUGGGGUGGAAACUCAAGGCUGGAGAAGAAUUCGCUGCUGGCGACGUCUUGUUGGAGGUCGAGACCGAUAAGGCCACCAUCGAUGUGGAGGCUCAGGAUGACGGUGUCAUGUGGGAGAUUUUGGAGAACGACGGCGCCACCGGUGUGCCAGUUGGUAAGCCCAUUGCCUUUUUGGCUGAGCCUGGUGACGAUUUGGCCUCAUUGGAGAAGCCUGCUUUGGAUGGACCCGAGAGCGCCCCUCAGGAAGAGAAGCCCGAGUCCAAGGCUGAGUCCAAGCCUGAACCAGCCGAAAAGAAAGCCCCUAAGUCACCAGAACCAAAGAAAUCAGAGCCCGUCUCUUCAUCUUCAGACUCCGUGCUUGUCAAGGCUAACACUAACCUCAGAUUCUUCCCUAGUGUGGAAAUUUUGUUGCAUCAGAAUGGCAUCUCUGAUCUGGAAGCAUACGAGAAGAUCCCAGCGUCCGGACCACAGGGCAGAAUUCUUCUUGGAGAUGUCAAGGCAUACUUGGGAGAGAUUGACCAAUCUGCCGUCGUAAAGGUCGCCGAAUAUAUCAACAAAAAGCAGCACUUGGACUUGUCCAAUAUCAAGAUCGCUGCUCCAAAGGCUCAGGAGGAAGCCAAGCCUGCUAAGGGUGGUGAGGCUGGAGAGGCAGUUGAGAAGCCCAAACCGACAAAUAUCUUGACCAUUGAAUUCACAUCCGAGUUAGGCGAGGGCAUCUCGAAAGAAAAGUUUAAGUAUGCCUUCGAGAGGGCACUUGAGGGCGCCAAGAGACAGACGUACGCCGCCAGAUUUCCUGAGUACGCCAGAUCUCCUUCUGCAUCGAGCUUUUUCGAGGAAGACAUCUUCGACGACUUGCUCGCAGCUCCUGUCACCAAGGAGAGAUUCUCCGUGAACGAUAUUUCUUACCAGUUCAUUGGCGAGGCUUCUAGAGGUGUUGAGCCUGUGGACAGCUUCGAUGAGCUUUUGGGCUUAAGCUCGGGCUCCUCCCCCACCUUCGAGGCUGAUGGUGCGGUCACUGCCGUAGUCAACUUCACCGUCAAGUUCGACGAGAAAUUGACCGACUCCAAGGACUUUGUGGAGUUUUUCCAGGACUCGCUCCUCAGCCAGAUCCCAGCCAAGCAGUUGAUCAUUCACAGCUAG